CAAUGGCAGGAACGGAGAAUAAUGUCAAAAAAAUCAACCAAAUACAAGUAAUAGUUACUGCUGAAGCCAAUAAAGAAUACAGCUUAACUGAUAAGAAACUGAAAUAUGCAAAUUAUACACUAAAAGUAUAUGAUACGUGUAAUACUGAUGAUAAGAAACAGGAGAAGGACGGAGGAAAUCAAGACACGAAAAAUACGAAUGUUAUAUGGAAUGAGUUGACUGAGACUAAAGGAGAGGAAAUCAUAGAAUGUACAAACACAGAAGACAAUGACAAAUUUCCAGGUCUUGUUUUAGCAGUAGUUGGAGAUUGUGACAGUUAUGUACCUAGGCCAUGGACUACUACAGCAUUUACGACUGGACUGUUAAACACUGUACAUGGAGUGAACAAAAGCUGGAUAUUCUAUCGAGGAAAGAAUAGUGGAGUCAGUUCUUACAUAAAUAAAGCAUUUAAGAAAGAAACUAGCAACAGUAAGAAAGAUAAGACCAACACUUCUGCACUUAAUGAAACUGAUUCAACAAUUAUCAUUGCUAUUCAACCAAAGAAAAAUGACAAAAUAGAGAAACUAUUGGAGGCAGGAAAACUUAAUCCUCAUAAAGUAUUUCAAUUAAACAUGGCACCUGAAAAAGAAAAAUGCGAAUUAGUUAAAAAGAAAGAAGAAUACAAGUGGUUUAACACGUACAUUUCUACACUUUUAGCAGAUAUUUCAGAAAGAUGGACUCCUUUGCUAGAUGUUUUAUUCGUAGAUGAGGACAAACAUAAUAGUCAAGCCUUAGAAAUGAAAGUUCCAGUAUUGCUUUUGGUAGUGGAAGGUGAUAUGCGAACUGUCCACCAAGUUAAAGCUACAGUUAAGAAGAAUAUACCAGUCCUGCUAAUCAAAGGUUCUGGUAACGCAGCAGAUUUAAUAUCGAAUUAUUUAGAUGAACCACUUCAGAGGUGUGAUUGUUAUAGAGAGUUUUAUAAGAUAUUCGUUAAAAAAGAAAUUUAUUAA
Molecule: messenger RNA, 989 nt
Organism: Mytilus trossulus (common blue mussel)
Lineage: Eukaryota; Metazoa; Mollusca; Bivalvia; Mytilida; Mytilidae
Product: transient receptor potential cation channel subfamily M member 3-like
Exons: 5
Coding region: 3-989 (328 amino acids)
Biological process (GO): monoatomic cation transmembrane transport; metal ion transport
Cellular component (GO): plasma membrane
Molecular function (GO): monoatomic cation channel activity
Source: RefSeq, a predicted model, not a curated record